Messenger RNA from Perca fluviatilis (European perch), 4406 nucleotides. RefSeq names its product stearoyl-CoA desaturase (delta-9-desaturase) (gene scd). Gene Ontology annotation, cellular component: endoplasmic reticulum membrane. Bases 144 to 1178 code for a protein of 344 amino acids. The transcript has 6 exons. The record is from RefSeq and is a predicted model, not a curated record. Gene Ontology annotation, biological process: response to fatty acid; unsaturated fatty acid biosynthetic process. Lineage: Eukaryota; Metazoa; Chordata; Actinopteri; Perciformes; Percidae. Gene Ontology annotation, molecular function: iron ion binding; palmitoyl-CoA 9-desaturase activity; stearoyl-CoA 9-desaturase activity.
AUCGCACCUCGAACUCCAGCUCUUAUUGAUGCGUUUGCUGCGUAGCGAACGCAUCACUCUCUCUUUCUGGGUUGCUGUAGUUCUGGGUUAAACGCACCAGCUUCAUCUUCACUUUUAACAGUCGGAUUCAAUUUUCUACUCGUAUGCCUCUCUUUGACAAUCACCAAACCGCAGCAACGAUGACGGAGGCGGAGGCGUUGGAGAAGGAGCACAAGUCGAGCAAUGUAAAUGGUUUUACAGAGGCCAGCACAGAAGACAUGUUUGAUCACACAUACAAAGAGAAAGAAGGCCACAAACCUCCCAUGGUCAUCGUAUGGAGAAAUGUCUUUUUGAUGACUCUAUUGCAUAUAGGUGCCGUGUACAGCCUGUUCCUCAUUCCUACAGCAUCACAUUUGACCUUGCUUUGGUCUGCACUUUGUUUUUUGAUAAGUGCUUUGGGAAUUACUGCAGGAGCUCAUCGCCUGUGGAGUCACAGAUCCUACAAGGCAACAUUACCUCUUAGGAUCUUUCUUGGUGCUGCAAACUCAAUGGCAUUUCAGAAUGAUAUCUUUGAGUGGGCUCGAGAUCACAGGGUUCACCACAAAUAUUCAGAGACAGAUGCUGACCCUCACAACGCCCGCAGAGGCUUCUUCUUUGCUCACAUUGGCUGGCUGUUGGUACGCAAACACCCUGAUGUCAUUGAAAAAGGACGCAAGCUGGAAAUCAGUGACCUAAAGGCCGACAAAGUUGUAAUGUUUCAACGGAAGUAUUACAAGCCAUCUGUGCUGCUCAUGUGCUUCUUCAUCCCCAUGUUUGUGCCUUGGUACCUGUGGGGGGAGUCUCUGUGGGUGGCGUACUUCAUCCCCGCUCUGCUGAGGUACACCUUGGUACUGAACGCCGCCUGGUUGGUCAACAGCGCAGCUCACAUGUGGGGGAACCGGCCCUAUGACAAGAACAUCAACCCCAGGGAGAACAAGUUUGUCACGUUCAGCGCUAUAGGCGAGGGAUUUCACAACUAUCACCACACGUUCCCCUUUGACUAUGCAACCAGCGAGUUUGGCUGCAAGUUGAACAUUACCACUUGUUUCAUCGACGCCAUGUGCUUCUUGGGUCUGGCCACGGACUGCAAGAGAGGGUCCCGUGAGCUGGUCCAGGCCCGAGUACAGCGUACCGGAGAUGGAAGCCACCGAUGCGGCUAAGAUUGAUGAAUUGAUGAAUAAAAGGCAAAACAACAGAGGAGAAGAAGCUUCACAGUCCUCUGACAGCUAUACAUUCUUCAUCCUCUGAGGAUAAAAGUCAUCUUCAUGAGAGCCUUGACCACAUUUAGCUUGUUUUUGUGUUUUUUUCGUAGCUGUAGCUAAUCAAGAUGGAUUUAAAAAAACACAUUUUGCUAAGCUCUUGGCCUUGGUUUCUAUUGUUCAGGCAGGCCAAGGUCUUGCAAAGAUGUUUUAGAUUUGAAGUAGAUCAAUUUUAAAAGUCCACUUCAUUCUCCACUGUUUUUGCCACUUUGGUGUGCAUUCUUCAUGAAAGGUCAGUCAUGUAGCCGAUUUUUUUUAUGUAAGUAUUACUCAAUUAUUAAUCAAUAUAGACAAGAAGCAGAGCACUGAAAAUAUGGAGUAACAAUGUUUCAAUGGAUGAGGUAGGAUACUGAUUGGAGACUGACUUGUCUUUAUUGCUGUUCACAGCAAGUUAUUACCGUUUCAAUGUACAGUAAAUUAACUUUUUGAGCGCUUUAAGAUCUGAAAAAAAGGGAUGAGAGUUUGAAUCAUGAUUUGUUAAAAAGCUGCUGGCUUUAAUGAAAUAUGGCACAUGGUGGAAGAGUGAGGGAACCCAGACCUUCUUCUAACGUAUAACCUGACUUUACUGACAACAGAGUAAUGCAGUGUGUAACUUAGGAAAUAUGUAGAAAAGGCAACGAUUAUCACAUACUAUAUGUCUGUGUAGUGAAUGGAUCAAGUGUUCUCAAGACAAUAUAAGUGAUGCAUUUAUCAUUAAAUUAAAACUGCCGUUAAAUAUUAACAGGAAACGAUAAAUGUAAUUUUAACUGCAAUGUUUAAUCAACUUUUUUGUGUUUUUAAUGAACAUUUCAUAGUGCCAAGAGCGUGCCAAUUGUCGACAUAUUUAUAACCAUCUUAAUGGUCCACUAGAGCACACAGUCGAUAUUGCUUCUUCACUCAACAUCAUUAUGGAAGUUUUUUAACAUCAGUGGCUUUUAUUCCUCUUUUAUCCAACUUGUCCCUGAAUAUUCCAGAAACGUCUGCAGCAGCGAUCUCAUUGGUCAAUGUAGCAGCCGGUCGUGUGACAGUUCUGGUUUUACAAAACAACGUGCCACCCAUGCAUGAUGAUAUACUGUAGUCAGUGUUGUAGUGAGGUGUUUUAUCGGUGAUUCUAAUGACAGAACUGUGUCUAUUUUUGUAACGUACUGUGGAUGUGCAUCGCUUUUUGGAUCAUCAGAACUGUUGUCGUGGUGAUUUCUGAGAUGGGGUCUGGUUUCCCUUUGAUGUCCUACAAAGCUUAUUGUCAUUGCUAAAUUCCAGGUGCAUCGAUGUUUAUGCUCACCUUCAAUUCUGGUGUGCGGAAUGCUUAUAUUAUCUUAUUUAUGUAUUUAUUUGUUUUGUUUUUCUAAUUGACUAAAAAAAAGGUUGCUCUGACCUAAACCAGAUUUCUGCACUCCAAGAUUUGGCAGUAAAAUAUAUCAAAUUGGAGAACUUGUUUAUUUUUUCCCAAGAGUCAGGAUAAAACCUAAUGCCUUAUGACUUGCAUCCAUUCCUGAUCUUCUUCACGUCCCGCCAGUGAAGAUAAAAUGCUCAAAACAAAUCUGACCAAGGUCCAUGUUUACAGGCUGAAGCACCAGGUGGAACAUUGUUUUUUCUUCUUCUAAAAUCACAUUUAGCAUGACAACAUCAAGGUGAUGUAAAUGCAGAAAGAGGAUGGAGGUUGAUAGUCAAAGAAUCUGAUACAAAUUAAAACGCCUGGUGCAAAUGUUCAAACGUCAGAUUUGACUUGCAAAAUGUGGGCCCAGAUGUGCCAACAUAGUUUCAACCCAUCUCAGUAAGAAAACCUCCAAACAAAUGUGCUGUCAAUGAGGGAUGUUAGAGCAUCAUUAGAGCACUUACCAAAACCUGACAAUAUCAAAAGCAAACAUGCAAACAACUCCUGCUCCCCAGAGCGCCAAAAUCAACAUUUUCCUAAUGAUGAGGAGAAUCAAAAGGUGGUCUGAAUGAUAAUGUCAAAUCUCAACUGUAUUCUAAUAUGAAAUUAAAACACAAUUUUGUCAAUACACGUAAUUCCAUUAACAGUUGUUGCUCUUCUUUUUUCUUUUUUUUUUUUUUUUUCUUUGUGUCUCUGAUAUAAAUCUGCACUGCAUAGUCUUUGGAUUUUCAGAAAAUUGCUGACUGGUAGCUAAACCUGUCAACAUUUAUGCCAGAUUGUGGUUGUUUUGUUUUUUUGUAAUUCCACUAAUAGGCUUUGUUUACACACAGCCACAGCUUUUAAAUUAGUUUUUUUUUUGUUGGAUUUUGGUGCAAAUUUAAAGACAUUUCUAAAAUCUGGAUCUUGCUUGUAAUUUCAGAGUUCUUAGUUUGGGUCUCUUUAUGUUAGCUUUCAUGGCAGGUCUGCCGUAAGUGAAGCAGAUGAUCCAGCUGCAUUAUUAGUGAUGUAUUAAAGUCGUUAAAAACAGCUCAAUUUUUGACAAUUUAUAACAAACGCUGCUUACACAUCCAUUCAUCACGUUUAAUAUUUAACUAACAUAAUAUAUAUAUAUAUAUAUAUAUAUAAGAAUAUAACCUAAAGUAUGAGUACUUUUACUUUUGAUACCUAAGAAUAUCUAAGUAACCUACCUUUUUGAAUGCAGAGCCUUUACUUGUAAUGACGUAUUUUUUACAUGGUGGCAUGUUAUUUACUCAAGUAAAUAACUUGAAUACUUCAACCACCACUGUUAUUUGUGUGAGGAUUCAAAGGAUGGCAAUCUGCAGUUUUCUGGUAAUAAUCCAACUCGGACUUGUCAGGGGAUUUUCUGUUCUCUGGCUUGUUUUUGGCCUUCUGUGGUAAAUAACUCAACACAUCUGGUUUUCUGCUGACAUUAGAGUGCAAUUCAAAUAUAUUCCAACUAUUUAAUACUGCAGUUCUUAGUUCUCGCCUGCAGAUGAAAUAAGUGCUCUCAAAAUGUGUCAAAUAGUUUACACAGGGCAGAGGAAUGUAGGAACAGUGUGCUGACCAGAGACCAGUUAAUAUUACAUCUGACUUUUUUUAGGUUGAGGAGUGUUCAAUGUUCCCCAGUGCUGAAACAAUUUGUUGAUUACAUAAUUGUGAUUUGAAUAUCUUGUUUUGCAUUUCAUUCUGGGAAUUUUUCACUUGUUUCUGACAGUUAGUCGAUUCAUUGUAACAUCUUAAUCAAUAAUAAAAAAAAUAAUUGUUUGCAGCCCUCA